AAACAGCCAAUGGAUUGGCGUGGAAUAGUUUGCCCACGCAACUACCUGGGUAGCCUCAUCAGAGCGUUAUUACUAAUAACGAUACUCUUUUUCUUGGUAUAUGGGAGUCUGGAGCAACGAUGUAAGGAACCCGGAACUAAUAAAAAGGACAUAGCAAUUAGAGAAUUUCUCAGUAAAGGAGAAUCUUUUCAGAGGAGAUCUGGUGACAUUCAACUUCCCGUCGAACACGUCAAAAAUGUCACCGUUGUCACCGCGUUUUUUAGCCUGGGUAAUUUUAUCAAGGGGACAUUGCUGCGUAGGGAGGAUUUCUACCAACAGAACGCUGGGAAAAUCGCCAUGGUCCGGAACCCUUUAAUCUUCUACACAAAUUCGCCAGAAAUAGCACAACAAAUUACGUUCUUCCGACGCUCAUAUCAACCGUCUUUACAAACAGAUGUUAUCAUAAUGAAUAUAAAUGACUCUUGGGCGUUUGGGCUUAGACCCAGAAUCCAGGCGAUUUUUAAUCAAGACGGGUAUCCUAAGUACCACCCGCAGACGAUCAACGCCAAUUAUUCAGUGGCCAUGCACGCCAAAUAUGAAGUUAUGGCUGACGCCAUCAAAAGUGGCCGCGUGCGCACAACCCACGUCUGUUGGAUGGAUUUUGGCAUAUGGAGAAACGAAGAAGGAGAAGGGUUUGAAGUUGGCAUACCCAAUGACGUCAUUGACGGCCAAGUGGCUUAUACCGAGAUCGAGGCCAAUUCAAAUCCUACCCCAAGGAACAUCGUGUAUCUGGAUAUGGUGUGGGUAGUUGGGGCGUUUUUUAUUGGGCGGGUCGAGGCAGUGCAGACAUUUUGUACUGACUACCGGCGUGGCGUGCACUGGAUGAUUAAACACUUCCUGAUGAGCACAGACCAGCAAGUGAUCUACACGUUGUAUAGCAAGCACUUUAAACUCAACCCCAGGGUACAUAUACAGACGUACAGGGCCCCGCCAGAGUUCAGUCAUAGUCCUUGGUACUACCUGGCAUACAGAUGUCGGCGAGCUCUGCACUGAGAUACAUUCUUGAUGAGCAUGGGACAUGCGUAUAUACAUACAAUAGACAGACAUACCACUACAGUACCCUCUACCAGGGCGACAGACUGAUUUUUCACAAAAAAUUCACAUAUAUGUCUUUAAAUAAAUAGUCGGUCAUUUAAAAGUUCUCCGUCUUCUGGAA
Molecule: messenger RNA, 1195 nt
Organism: Lingula anatina
Lineage: Eukaryota; Metazoa; Brachiopoda; Lingulata; Lingulida; Lingulidae
Source: RefSeq, a predicted model, not a curated record